AUGCCUGUACAAGCUCCACAAUGGACAGAGUUCUUGCUGUGUCCUAUAUGCACCCAGACGUUCGAGGAGACGGUGCGCCGGCCCAUCAGUCUGGGGUGCGGCCAUACCGUCUGCAAGAUGUGCCUGAACAAGCUGCACCGAAAGGCCUGUCCCUUCGACCAGACGGCCAUCAACACCGACAUCGAGCAGCUUCCUGUCAACUCGGCCCUGCUGCAGCUGGUCGGGGGUCAGGUGCCCAAACUGCAGCCUGUGGCACUGAUUACUAGUCCAGAGGACACCAAGCAUUACGAUGAGGCCCGACAGUGUGUGGAAGAACUGGCCCUUUACCUCAAACCCCUGAGCAGUGCGAGAGGCGUGGGGCUGAGUAAUGCAGCUCAGAGCAUGCUCAGUCGGCCCAUGCAGAGGAAGCUGGUGACUCUGGUGCACUGUCAGCUGGUAGAAGAGGAAGGUCGGGUACGGGCAAUGCGGGCGGCCCGCUCCCUGGGCGAGCGCACUGUCACCGAGCUCAUACUGCAGCACCAGAACCCCCAGCAGCUCUCCUCCAACCUUUGGGCUGCUGUUAGGGCCAGAGGCUGCCAGUUCCUAGGUCCUGCCAUGCAGGAGGAGGCCCUGAAGCUGGUGCUGCUUGCUCUGGAGGACGGUUCUGCUCUGUCCAGGAAGGUUCUGGUGCUUUUUGUGGUGCAGCGUCUGGAGCCCAGAUUCCCCCAGGCCUCCAAAACCAGUAUUGGGCAUGUGGUUCAGCUCCUUUAUCGUGCCUCUUGCUUUAAGGUGACCAAGCGAGAUGAGGACUCCUCACUGAUGCAGCUGAAAGAAGAGUUCCGCACAUAUGAGGCUUUACGGAGGGAGCACGACUCGCAGAUUGUCCAGAUUGCCAUGGAAGGAGGCCUACGCAUUGCCCCUGACCAGUGGUCUUCCCUUCUCUAUGGAGACCAGUCCCACAAGUCCCACAUGCAGUCCAUCAUAGACAAGUUGCAGACGCCUGCAUCGUUUGCACAGAGUGUACAAGAACUGACUAUAGCUCUGCAGAGAACAGGUGAUCCUGCCAACCUGAACCGGCUUAGACCUCACCUAGAGCUGCUGGCCAACAUCGACCCCAGUCCAGAUGCCCCCCCUCCCACUUGGGAGCAACUGGAGAAGGGGCUGGUGGCGGUAAAGACGGUGGUGCAUGGCCUGGUGGACUUCAUCCAGAACCACAGCAAGAAGGGUGCCGACCAGCAGCAGCCUCCUCAGCACAGCAAGUACAAGACCUACAUGUGCCGUGAUAUGAAACAAAAAGGGGGCUGCCCCCGAGGGGCCAGUUGUACCUUUGCCCACUCACAGGAAGAACUGGAGAAAUACCGUAAAAUGAAUAAGCGCCUGGCUCCGAGGCUGCCGUGUGGUCCUGGUUUGCUGCCUGAUGAAGGGGUCUCUCUAGAGGGCGUCACCCGUAAGCCCUCCCCGCUCACUAAUGGCAUCGUGGCUGCCUGCCCUGGGACCCCAGUGCCACCACUUUUGAGCCGUGGACCAGAGCCGUCCCCAUACGAGCUCUUGCGUAAGCCCAAGGUGGACGCAGGCAGCCUGAGCGCACCUGGCUCUCCCCCCGACACUUUGGAUAAAGCUGGCCUGCCCCUGCCAUCCCACACCGUAGCCCACGGCAGGGGUGAGCACUUGCCUAUGCCCAAGCAAAUGCCCGGCAUGCCCCGUGGGGCACCACCCAUGUACCCCCAGCAACAGGCUGAGCUUUUCUACUCUGAGGCUAGAGCACCCUCAGGAUCUCAGUAUGAUGCACAAUACUCUGCGGGUUACCCCUACCAGCACACCCAAUACGUCCCACCCCGUUAUAUCCGUAAUCCUCCUCCCCCAGGGGAGUCUGCUAUGGCCCCGUAUCAGGACCCUUACCCUGGAUACGGCCCAGAGCGGCAGUAUCCGGGCCCCCACUCAGGCCCCCCUUUCUCAGCCGUCAACCCCCAUCCCUAUCCUCCGCCCUCUCACUAUGACAGCCGUCGCCAUGGCCCCUACGCUGGACCCCCACCUCCUCCGCCAUCCUUUGCACCUCCUAGAGAUGAGCUCGUUCGAAUGAGCCCUGUACCCCUGGACGUCCCUCCUGCUGCACUGCCUCCCCCCACGUCCGGGGUGGCUGGUUCCCUCUAUCACCCUGAGUCUUCAUCACGGGAGAGGUAUCCACCUGAGGGCUACUACCCACCCGUGCCACAUCCUGGUCAGAUGAGGUCCCAUGUCAGGGAUCCGUACAGCCGCUCCCAGCCCAGCCUGGACUAUCUGCACCGCAGGCGUAAAGAGUUGCUAAACCAGCUGGAGGAGAGGAAAGUUAUCUCUCCUCCGCCCUUUGCUGCCUCUCCCACUCUUCCCUCUCAUGCCUUCCCAAGUGACUACCCGCAAGAGUACAUAGAAGAUGGCUCUAAAGCUUUUGGAACCAGGGAACCGGACUAUGCCGGACAGUACUCCCCAUGGUCGUGUGACACUAUAGGGUCAUACAUCGGCUCCAAAGACCCAAAACCGAAAGAUGCCAUGUCAGCUGGUGCUGUGGAAAUGAUGAAUAUGGAAGGAAAGAGUCUGCGCGAACCACCUCUGGAUGCCCAGCGCCGUUCUGCAGAAGCCAAAGACGACGACCCCAUCAUCCCAUUCGGCCCUCUGCCCACAGUAUCCCCUUUCGGGGCCAUCUCCCGCACCUCCAAAACAGGCUACCAGACCACCGGCCCAGUGCAGGCCAUGGCUUCUUCUCAGGCUGCUGGCUCCAAACACAUGACUAUGGCAGCUGAGUACUCCUAUGGGAAUCCAGGAGGCUGGAGCAGUGUUUCCUACCCACAGCACCAGAGUAUGGCCUCCCCGGGACACUUCAGUGAACGAGAGCAGCUGAAGAUCGAGCUCCAGCAGGUCAACCAACAGAUCAGUCAGCAGACGCAGAUCCGUGGCAUGGAGGCUGCCAGUAACUCCAUGCUUCUGCAGAGAGAGGCCAGCGCUCUGGCUGCCCAGCCUCCUACUACUAAAUGGGCUACGGGAGGCGCAGUAUCCAGCGAGCAGCUCAGUCUAGAGCUCCACCAUGUAGAGCGGGAGAUUGGAAAGAGGACCCGUGAAAUCGCCAUGGAAAACCAGGUGGCACAUGAAGUCCAGUUCAAGUUGAAAGCCACUGAAAAUGGGCAACCUGACCAUAAAGCCCAACUGGAGGAACUCUCCUUAGCACUAGGGGAGGUCUCGAACGGAGCGAGCAGCAUAGUGCCGGCCAGCAGCGUGGGCAGUUCUAUGCUGUCUUUGACCAGUAAAACAUCAUCACUCUCCCUUUGCUCUGGGGACCAAGCAGCAAGUGGUGCAGAGCUUCAGAAGAAUGGUGUUGUUCACUCUUGCUCUUAAGAGUGCACAACCCUCCCCCAACCACACACACACACACACACACACACACACACACACACACACACACACACACACACCUGUACUUGAGAUUCAGUAAUUGUUGUUAUUGACCAGCUGUGGAAAGAGUUAGCAAUUUGAAGAGAUCAGAGAUCAGAAACUCUUUAAAUUUGUGGAUGGAACACCUCGACACACACACACACACACACACACACACCUCUGCAUGCUGUUACAUGCAUGCACAAACACAAACUUCUCUUUGUUUUAUCUAGAAAAAUGAGCAGUAUCUGCCGUGAUAUGAAUUUUCUUUCUUUUUGUUCUGUGAAUGAGCUUUUCGUUUUUAAAAUGACUUCUCAUCGCCUGGAAACCAGGGCAUCUGAUUACGCUUUUCUUUUCUUUUUUUUUCCACCUCCUCUUUAUUCCCUUGGCGUAUAUAUUUAACUACCACCGAUAAACCCAAAGCAAGCAUGAAAAACAAAGGAUAAAACAAACGUGAAGAUUGGCGGCAUAGGAAAAGAGAACGAAGCCGAUUCUGUAGCACCUGGGCUCUUUCUCUUGACGGGCGGCUGCAGUCGGGAGGCGUCGUGGUGUACGUACGGCAUGAGGAUCCUUGUGCAGUUGGCCUGUGUUAAAACGCUUAACUCCCUUUUCCAAAAACAAAUCUGUGCAGCCUUGAAUAUGAUCUUACUGACCGGGCACAAAGUAGCAUGGAGAGCCUUUUUAUCAAUCCAUUUUGUAUGGACCAUUACUACAGGUUUCCCCACAAGGUACAGCGCAAGCGUGGCAGUGCAUCGCCAUGAGACGAAAGAAGCUUCGAGCUCCAGCUCCGGCGGGAACACGAGGGUUAAAAGAUGAGCAAUCAAUUGUAAGAUUUCGUUUAAUUUAUGGUUUGGCUAUAGAACUGUUCUGAAUUUGUCAGUGGUAAUGUGUGUCUAAAGCGUUCUGUUUUAUAGAAUGCGUACAAAUGUUUAAAAAAAAAAAAAAAAAAAGGAGCACUUUUUCCAUGUUUUUUCUAUGAGUGCUUUUUUUUUUAUUAGAUGAGGAAGAACGACCCAGAUCCUCGUGUUCCUCAAGGUUGGAGCUCAGUGGUUUAGAAUGGGGGGGAAAAAAUAAUUGUUUUUUUUCUUCCCAGCGCCGCUUCCGUUUCAUGCGAUUGCAGCCUAUUCGGUAAUUCUCGUCAAUUCUCCCUAACUUCUGUGAAGUUGCUUAUUUGGGCUUCCCGGUCACAUCUACAUAUUCGGGUUAGCCGCUGCACAGAAACCCGUAGUAGGAGAUGUCGUUUCAACAACAGCAGGCCUCGGACGGUGGGACGGUCAAGAGAAAUUUCAGAUACACUGGAGAAAACACCCAGACCUGAUUACCAGACACAGGUGUUGUUUAGAUUAAACAAGAUCACCUAAUCAGCGUCAUCGGAAAGCGAUUAGGCUUGUAAAAUAGCUCUUUGUAUCCUCACUUGAUUUAUUUUUCGAAUCGACUCUCCAUGGAGACAUUUAUUCAGCUUAUACCUGUAUCACCUCGCUUUGACCUAAUGUGUGUUUUUGCACAUAAUAUAUUCACUGACUAUUUAAACAAAGAAAAACCGAAAAAAAAAAUCUAACAAAAGAUGCCCCAGAAAACGGAAAGAUCAAGAAGCGGACAAGCUCUGAAGUCUUCCUAUAGUGAUGACAUUCUUCACGUGUGAGAUUUUGUUCUAGUCUCUUGAGACCGACUAUGAUAUUAAGCUCCAAUUUUGGGUGCAGCCUCUUAAUGUGUAAAACAAUUUUUUUUGUGCUAUAGCUGUCGUGUUAUAGUUCAUUUCUAUUACGAUGACUUGUCUUGGUCUUUUUUUUGUUUUGUUUUUGUUCUUGCUCGAGAAGAGCAUGCAGCCUUUUGAAGCAAUCGUCAAGAUUGGACUCGAGCUUAUGUGGACAUGCAGAGAUGAACAACCUUAACGAGGUUCGGAGGGUCUAGUGAUGUUCUAGUCAUACUUGACAAGCACUUUCUCGCCGUAGCUGCGUCGUCAUCUUUCGAUGCGGAAUUCUUGCCGCUCCUUGAUUGGAAAAAAAACUGAAUUCUUCAAACACAAAAGCUUCUUUCCUGAUGGAAAUUGCGAACUGCUUUUGACCUGGAGGUCAUUUUGCAUGAUGCAAAUUAAUCGAGUUGGGCUGAGCUCUUGAAAUUACCCUAACUUCCAUCGUGACAGUGACCCAGGACGAGGUCUACAUCUUGCCCGCCGGCUUUGCUCUUUGCAUCAAGGCUUCGCAGUAGAUGCCUUUUACAUGGCGUUCAACCUCCAACCACUUGGUAAACGCAUCUACGACUUUGUAACCGAAUCUGCUUCUCUUGCUGCAAAUGCUGAGCUUCUCAUUUUAUGGCCCACUGUAACGGGAGGACGUCUCAUGUCCACGGAAUUCAUUUUGUGUUGAAAGCUGAGACAGCUAAGGAGGUAGAAACCUCAAAAGAACCCUGCUUAGAACAUCUGCUGGAAUGCGAAAGCUGGCUACUCUUAAGUUCGAAGAGCUGAUCUUUUCAACUCCGCUAAGCUUUGUUUUCUACCUACUAUGAGAAUAAAAAUGAAAUAUAUUAACUUGCAUGGCUGCUCCUGACUGCACGCAGUAUUCCUCACUGCAGUCAGGUCAAGUCUUUCAACCGAUUUUGCCAAAAUUGAAACCACUGGAGCUCACCCUAAGGCCGCUCCGGUCGCCAUUAGCAUUGGGUUUUGCUUGGCUUGGCUUGGCUUGGCUGCUGUUCAGGCGACACGACUAGCAUGAUGAGCGUUAACCUGUUUUGCAAUGCUAAUUGCAGCUAAAAACGGUUAAAACUAUCCAGAGCAUGCCACAUUGACAGCGUUUAGCAGGGUUUUUUUGUUUUUUUGUGUGCAUGUAGCGCCCCUAGGACUGUGCCACGGUCAGCAUUUCGACACUGGCACACGGCUAGGAUGAUCGUUUUAUUUUAACCUCUGGAAUAUAUGGGAAUGUGCUAUAUGUAUUUAAUAUUUGUCAGUGAAUUGGCACUUGCUUGGGUGCCUAGUUUUUUUUUUUUUUGUUUUGUUUGUUUUUACCCUCCCCUUUGUUUUGUUAAUAAUCAGUGAUCUCACUGAGGUAAUAACUUUUGCUUGGAUUUUUUUAUUUUAAUUUUUUUCCAAAUGAAAUCAUGUUGCCCAUCCACAUAUAGCCACUAAAAAGGCCUAAGACUCAUUUACAUCUUUAAAGCUUUGUGCAUGUUAUUUUUCUUAUUUUUUUUUUCUUCUUUUUUUCUGUUCUCCCCCCAGCAGAGAAGUCACAGUGAAAUGUGAUUUUCUUUGAGAAUGGGUCUGUUCCUAAUGGAUGAUAUUCAUUUCUCUACCUGGAUUGUGUCUGUUUUGAGCGGACCUGUAGCAUUCAUUUAAAUGAAAAGGCAAAUUAACUCAUUUUUGAACCUUAACACUGUUAUGGCUGUGUCGAUUUUCUUUUUAUUCCUAACUUUUUUGGGAAAUGUAAUGGCUUUUUUAUGAUUACUUCCAAGUCGUCUUGUAAAAUCUCUUAAAUUAAGGUACAGGCUUGAUUUCAACAAGGAAAGGUUUUAUAUAUAAAUAUAGAUUAUACUCCAUUAAGGAAUGUUUAGAACCAUCUUACUCCAAUGUGGAUGUAGCCAUUAUUACGCCAUUUUAUGACUUUGUAAAACAAUUCACUGUGUGAAAAUUGGUUUGCAUUUUUUGUAUAAUACAAUCUGCUUUUUUGUUCGUUUGAGAGGUGAAACUGGAAGUUGGACGAGGAAUUAAAAAGAAAACCCUGUGAUAUUAAAGAAAAAUGUAACGUGUGUACAACAGUGAUUCUAAAUGAGAGGGACGGAUUAAAUAUUGACACUUAA
Molecule: messenger RNA, 7170 nt
Organism: Pygocentrus nattereri (red-bellied piranha)
Lineage: Eukaryota; Metazoa; Chordata; Actinopteri; Characiformes; Serrasalmidae
Gene: rc3h1b
Product: ring finger and CCCH-type domains 1b
Exons: 18
Coding region: 1-3345 (1114 amino acids)
Molecular function (GO): metal ion binding
Source: RefSeq, a predicted model, not a curated record